Messenger RNA from Didymodactylos carnosus, 699 nucleotides. The record is from the annotation of a GenBank genome assembly. NCBI's taxonomy places the organism in Eukaryota, Metazoa, Rotifera, Eurotatoria, Philodinida, Philodinidae.
AUGCCACCAGUUAAAAGACUUGAGAAUAUUUUCACAGCCCAACAUCGAAGUGAUCCGGAGCGGAGGUAUCACACCGUAGAUUUGUAUGCUAUUUGGUGUGCCAAAUCGUUUAUGUUAAAUCACUCUGCUGAACUGAAUCCAUUUCAAACGAAAUAUUUUCUGUGGAUUGAUGCCGGCGCAUUUCGCGACUCUCGAUAUCGUUUCACACAGUGGCCUGAUGCACAACGUGUUCGAGAUAUAUUUAAGAAUGAAGACAAACUUUUACUCGGUCUAAUUAAUCCACUGAGAAGACGUUACUGCACAUCAAAUAACUCAUCGGUCAAAUAUAAUUUAGAAGUGGGGCCGAUUAAGCAGGACCUGAUUGAAGGUGGCUUUAUUGCGGGGAACAAGAAUAUCAUCCAAUGGUGGACAAAUCUGUUUUAUGAAACACUUGAUGCGUUUGUUAGAAAAGGACAUUUUAUUGGUAAAGACCAGUAUGCAAUGAAUGCAAUUGCACUAUCGCAUCCUCACCUGAUAAAAGGUAUGCUAUCGUUCAGAUUCCCAUGUGCUAAUGCUUGGUUUGCAUUUGGACCGAUUCUGGCCAAUCAAACCGAUCGAGCUCAGUGGUUUGGAAAACGAAAAGACUGUAAUGUAGAAAAUGUGACCGCUGUAGUUUUGCCAAUGAGCAGCGUUUGCUUUGACUCAAAGAAUGUGGUAUGA